Molecule: messenger RNA, 2529 nt
Organism: Prorocentrum cordatum
Lineage: Eukaryota; Dinophyceae; Prorocentrales; Prorocentraceae
Source: the annotation of a GenBank genome assembly
AUGGGGGCCGACGCCGACCUCCCCCGCGUGAGCACUGCGCCCCCGGGCGCGGCCCGCAGGGCGCUGUCCGCCCGGGGCGGCCGCGCGCGGCAGCCGCAGGAGCCGCACGGCGGCCCGCGGGGCCCCGCGGCCGCGGGGUCGCGGUGCCAUGGCGCCGAGGACCUCUCGGCCAGCCCCGCCAGUGCGCGGCUUCCCUGCGCCACUGCGGCGGGCGGAUGCCGGCCCCACUCGCAGCCCUGCCGGGCGGAGCAGCCGGCGGGGGCCCCGCGGAGGGCCGCCUCGGCGAGGAGGCGUGCGGCGCCGGGCGAGAGGGGGGGCUCGCUCAUCCCCCGAUCCAUGGGUGCCGACCUGGACCAGAUCCUCCAGGGCCUCGAGCAGCUCGACUCCGAGGUGGCGGCCAUCAAGGCGAGGCACCGGACUUUCCUGGAGGACCGGGAGCCGCACCCGAAGGGCGCGCACCCGGGCCCGCAGGGCCAGGCGGCGGGCCAGGCGGCGCAGCCACAGAGCGAGGGCCGCCGGCCGUCUGUGGGCGGGGAGAGGAAAGGGAAGCCCGGCUCGCCGCGGGCAGCCACGCAGGACGCUGACGCGUCGAGGGAGCUGGAGCCUCACCCGCCUUCCGCGAGGCGGAGGCAGCAGAAGCGGCGGGCGCUGACCCCGGCGCAGAUGCGUGCAAUGUCCAGCUUCGCGCAGAUCGACACGGGCAAGGUCCCGAGGGAGCACGUCUUCCACAGCGUGCCCGGCGCGGAGCGGCGCGUGGAGACGAGGCUGGAAUACUUCCGGCAUAGGGAGGAUCAGGUCACAAAGCGCGUCGGGGUACGCUGGCGGAUAUACACCUCACAGCUUGAGACGGGCGAGCUGGUCAUCGACGUGUUCAAGUUGCUCCGCGCGCCGCGCCUGGGACUCGGGGGCAAGGGCGUGCGCGCCUCCAGCUCGGCCAGCCAGGCAUGCAGGGAGGCACCUGGCGCUCUGGACGAGCACCCCGGCAGGGUGACGCCCCCGCAGGGCUGCCGCGCAGAGGCGGCCGAGCGCCCGGCGACGGCGCGGACUACGGCAGGGAGGGCGGCGGGGACGGACGCCGCAGGCAGGCGGCGCGACGCGCGUGCGGACUCGGUGCGCGAGCACGGGCGCCGUCUGCAGCUCGAGCGCAGGCUGCAGCAGCUCGACGACCAGCAGCACAAGGCGUCCCGCAGGGCGACCGCGGACCGCGACCGCGUGCUGCUCGGGUGGGUCGCUGCCGCGAUCGCGGCGGAGACGAUGCAGCGGUUGCGCCGCGCCUACGCGCAGAUCGCGGCGGCCAGCGGCGGCGGCGGGGAGGCGGUGGAGGUCAGAGCCUGCCCGGGCUCGCCCACGCAGAGCCACUGGCGCAGGGUGGUCAGCAGGUCGCCAGGCGGGGCCGCGCUGGCGCCCCCGCUGCAGGCGGCCCUCGCAGGCGUGCUCCGCCGGCGGCGGGAGCUGGAGCGGCGCGCGCGGCUGCGGGGGUCCGCGCAGCGUGCCUGGCGGCGCGCCGCGGCCGCGGCGCGCUUCCUGGUCGCGAUGCAGAGGCGGGCGCGCUGCGACCGGGCCGUGGAGACGAUCAAGGACUUCCUCGAGGCGGCGUGGGGGGAGAACAGGACGAUGCACGCCAUGAAGACGUACCUGAGGCGCAUCCGGAUGAUGCAGAGAUGCUUCCGGGCCGCGCUGAAGUUCAGGCAGCACGUCUGCAAGUACAUCUACCUGCCUGCGGUCUGGGAGAUGGAGACGCGCAUCCUGGGGAAGGCCCUGGGCGUCAACCACCGGGCCCUGGACGACGAGAUCGACGGCCACCGCCGGGCCCUGGACCGAGAGCUGCGCGAGCGAGAGGCGCAGGCCCUGAGCGACGCGAGGUUCCCCAAAAGCCACCGGCCGAAGCGCAGCUCGGAGUGCGGGUCCGUCGCGGGCUCAGUCGGCGGCCGCCGCGUUCGCAACCAGGCCAUCCUCAGUGCCCACGGCAGGGCCCUGGGGCACAACAAGAGGCACGGUCUCGGAGACGAUGUCGAGCAGCACCGCCUCUCUGUCGCGGAGCGGACUAUUAUCGUUAAGGGCCUGCUGCGCCAAGGGACUGCCCGCUACUGGCUGGCCCACGACGACUACGUCCUCGAGAUGCGUGAGUUCAAUAUCGAGUGGAAGCAAUGGAGGCUGGAGGCGCAAUCUCUUGGGCAAGAAUUCCGUGAUAGCUGGCCGCCAGUGCCGAUCGCGCCGGUCCCGCCCGCCGAGAUGUUGAAGCUGGACAUGCCCCCUCUGCGCGACAAGGUGCUGAGCAUGCUAAAGCUCACGAAGGGUGGGCAUCUUUUCUUGCCUGCGGCACGGUGGCGGAUAUUUGUCUUUUGUUUCAAAUGGAACCGCUCUCGUGAAAGCAUCCGGCGAGCGUUUCCCUGUAUUCGUAUUCGUGGCCGCGCGGGCUGCUUGUCUUCCUUGCUCCUGUGCUGUACAGAGGUGUGGCCGAGAACUGUCCUGAUGCAGGCUCACCUGUCCCUGUUCGUUUACCUCAUCCUCAUCGGCGCUCGCACUUGA